Messenger RNA from Ostrinia furnacalis (Asian corn borer), 1646 nucleotides. Its product is annotated as TBC1 domain family member 20. The coding region runs from base 77 to 1369 and encodes 430 amino acids. Gene Ontology annotation, biological process: positive regulation of GTPase activity; endoplasmic reticulum to Golgi vesicle-mediated transport. Gene Ontology annotation, cellular component: endoplasmic reticulum membrane. The record is from RefSeq and is a predicted model, not a curated record. Lineage: Eukaryota; Metazoa; Arthropoda; Insecta; Lepidoptera; Crambidae. Gene Ontology annotation, molecular function: GTPase activator activity. The transcript has 9 exons.
AUGUCAAAUUGUCGUCACGUCAGAAGUCAGAAAAAUGGUGUAAUGUUUUCGCUCGAUUAAAUUUUAACUUUCUACGAUGGAGUCUAAUUUAAUAGACACCGAUGUCGGUGAUAAGUGUAAUUUAAAUGGUGAUUGUUCAUCUCCGCCGAAAAAGCCAGCUUUCAACAUGAACCACGCCAAAAAUAUCGAUGACAUUUCUACGCCUUCCGAAUUGAAAUUCGAUCAAGAGUUUAACUUCGAGGACCCUGACAUCACUGAGAAGAGAAGAGGGAUAGAAAAAUGCCUAUCAGAUCCGGAUUCAGUUAAUUUAGAAGAAUGGCAGAACUUGGCCAAAAGCAAAGGAGGUUUAAUAAGUGACGAUUACAGGAAAACAAUAUGGCCAUUAUUAGUUGGAGUGACAAAAGAAGAAAUGACAGAUCCACCGUCCCUGGAUGAACUAUCCACACAUCCAGAGUAUAAUCAGGUGGUGUUAGAUGUGAACAGAUCUCUGAAAAGGUUUCCACCUGGUAUCCCCUACGAACAACGUGUGGCGUUACAGGACCAACUCACAGUACUUAUUCUUCGGGUUAUCAUAAAGUACCCUCAUUUAAAAUACUAUCAGGGCUACCACGACGUGGCGAUCACUUUACUCCUGGUAUGCGGGUCGGUGUCGUCGUUCCCGAUGCUGUGCCGGCUGUCGCACGGCCCGCGCGCGCCGCUCGCUCCCUUCAUGCAGACCACUAUGCAGCCCACGCAGCACCUGCUCAACUACAUGCUGCCCGUGCUGAUGAGAGCUGACCGUGAUGCUGCGGACUGCCUUGACAAAGCGCAAGUGGGUACGAUGUUCGCCCUCCCAUGGUACCUGACAUGGUUCGGGCACAGCCUCAACCGUUACUCCGACGUCGUGCGUCUAUACGACUACUUCCUCUGCGCGCCGCCAUUGUUCCCCGUCUACGUCACCGCCGCCAUUGUGGCUUACCGAGGGGAUGAAGUGCGCGCGUGUGAGUGCGACAUGGCCAUGCUGCACUGUCUGCUGUCUAGGUUACCAGAUGACUUGCCCUUCGAAGACAUUCUGGUGACGGCCAAGAAACUGUACGAAGAAAACGACCCAGUUGAUCUCGAGCCAGAGGUGGCCGCGCUGGAAAGGAGAGAAGAGGAGCAACGCCGCCUAGAGGAGGAGCGUCUAAAGCGUCGUCAGGCGGCCGUGCGCGCGCGCAACAACCCGUCUCUCACCACGCGCCUGUCGCGGCGCCUCGCCCGUGCUCUGCCCGCGCUCGCGUCGCGGCGAACUCUGCUCGCGACCGCGACCGUGCUGCUCGGCGUCUACGUGUACUACCGCCCCGAUCUCCUCUUCAACAGAAAUUACGAUGAUUCAGUCCGAGAACUGUAAAGGGGUGUUAGGAAUAUCAAAAAUAAAGACAGGAAUAUAAAGGUAGAUUUUUUCUUUAUUACCUUAUAAUAACAUGCUAAAAUAAUUUGGCAUUCAUAACUUUCUAGAUGAUUUUUUUGAAGACAACAUUUUUGAACACAAUAGAUAUGCAUUAUGAUAAUACACACUACAUAAAUGGACGAAAUCUAUGAUUGUUGAAUAAGAAUCGAAUGAUCAAGUUAGAAGACUAAUUUCUAAUCGAAAAUAAAUGCUUGUAAAUAGCAAAUAAACUGUAAUU